Hippocampus comes (tiger tail seahorse) is the source of this 847-nucleotide messenger RNA. RefSeq names its product intraflagellar transport 27 homolog (Chlamydomonas) (gene ift27). Gene Ontology annotation, molecular function: GTP binding; GTPase activity. The transcript is spliced from 7 exons. NCBI's taxonomy places the organism in Eukaryota, Metazoa, Chordata, Actinopteri, Syngnathiformes, Syngnathidae. The record is from RefSeq and is a predicted model, not a curated record. The coding region runs from base 285 to 782 and encodes 165 amino acids.
AGCAGAAGCUAGCUUGCUCGCUAGCGUGCCAGUAAUUUGUCUGAAGUUGGGAUUUGUUGUAGUGUUUUACUCACCAUUUUUACAAGUUAUCUUUCAGUGUGCUCUCGCUAAUGUUAGUUGCCUACUACCGCAGAGUUUACCAAGCUUUAUCGAGGCGCACGUUUUAAAAUUGAAACAUGGCACGGCUCACCACCGGAUGAAAUCGAUCGAUCGAUCGUGUGGUUUUUAAUUUUCAGAGCGAUUAACCAGGAGAUCCAGCAGUAGGCAAAAGUGCCCUCUCGCAGAUGUUCCACAGCGAUGGAACACUCUUCCAGAAGAACUACAGCAUGACGACCGGAGUGGAGCUGCUUAUCAAAAGUGUCAACAUCCCCGAGAGCGGCGACAGCGUGGAGCUUUACAUCAUCGACUCUGCGGGGAAGGAAUCCUUGGUGGAAGCCAACGAGAAAAUGUGGGGGGUGCCGUCUCUGCUGUGCCUGGUGUUUGACCUGGCCAGUGAGCGCUCCUUCGGCAGCUGCGCUCGAUGGAUGGAGAGGGUCCGCACUCACUGCAAGGGUCUUCAGGUUCCCGGGGUUCUGGUGGGCAACAAAUGUGACCUGUCGGCCAGGAGGGAGGUGCCAACGUCCGUGGCCCAGGAGUGGGCCCAAAGCCAGGGGCUGGAGUACCACGAAACCUCUGCCAAGGAGAUGGAGAAAUGUGACGCCCCUCUCCUCAGCUUAGCCCGGGCCUUUCACGCUCUCUACCAGGAACGCAGAGAGGCCAUACAGAACCUGAGUCCAGGCUAGACACACACACACACACACACACACACACACACACACACACACACACACACACACACACACACACA